Amborella trichopoda is the source of this 3711-nucleotide messenger RNA. The record is from RefSeq and is a predicted model, not a curated record. NCBI's taxonomy places the organism in Eukaryota, Viridiplantae, Streptophyta, Magnoliopsida, Amborellales, Amborellaceae.
AAGAUCUGCAUCUUGGAGAAAUGACGGUAAGAGAGACACUGGAUUUUUCGUGCCGUUUAUUCGGCAACGAGACCAAAUCAGAGAUGCUAGCUGAGAUAUGCAGGAGAGAGAAGGCCCUAGGUAUCACACCAGACCCAGAGAUUGACACAUUUAUGAAGGCUAACUUGGAGGAUGACCAAGGAAGAUGUCUUGUGAUUGAUUAUAUUCUCAAGACUCUGGAUUUGGAAAAUUGUGCUGAUACGAUAGUGGGUAAUGAGAUGCGAAGAGGUAUUUCUGGAGGCCAAAAGAAAAGGCUUACAAUUGGGGAGAUGUUGGUUGGGCCAGCAAGAGUAUUUUUCAUGGAUGAGAUAUCGACAGGAUUAGAUAGUUCGACCACCUUUCAGAUUAUGGAGAACUUACAUCAACUCGUUCACAAUAUGGAUGUGACGAUGGUCAUAUCGUUGUUGCAACCUACUCCUGAGACGUUCGAACUUUUUGAUGAAAUCAUCCUUAUGAGUGAAGGUCAAAUUGCUUACCAAGGCCCUCGUGAAAAGAUUUUAGAUUUCUUCGAGUUUAUGGGAUUCAGGUGUCCAAAUAGAAAAAGCACUGCAGACUUUCUCCAAGAGGUGAUGUCUAAGAUGGAUCAAGAGCAAUAUUGGGCCAACUCAACUUGCCCCUAUAAAUAUGUUCCUGUAUCGACGUUUGCAGAGGCCUUCCAAUCAUUUCACGUGGGAGAGCUUCUAACUGAGGAGUUGCAAAGUCCCUAUGACUUUUCAAAAAGCCACCCUUCUGCCCUAGUCUCAGGGAAAUAUGGCCUUCGGAGGUGGCAGCUCUUUGUUGCAUGCUUUUGGAGGGAAUGGUUACUAAUGAAGAGAAACUCCUUUGUGCACAUCUUCAAGAUGUUCCAAAUCUGUAUCAUGGCCUCCAUUGUUACAACUGUAUUCUUGAGGACUGCGAUGAAACAAGGUUCCAUCACUGAUGGCAACAGGUAUCUUGGGGCAAUAUUUUGUGGAGUAGUGGUUGUCAUGUUCAAUGGAAUGACAGAGCUUACUAUGACUGUCUUACGUUUGCCAGUAUUUUAUAAGCAAAGGGACCUCCAACUUUAUCCAGGAUGGGUCUUCUUGUUGCCCAUCUUUGUGCUUCAGUUGCCUGUCUCAUUGGCUGAGUCUGGUAUAUGGGUUGCCUUGACAUAUCAUGCGAUUGGGUUUGCCCCAUCUGUUUCUAGGUUUUUUCGACAAUUUCUUGUAUUCUUUUCUAUACACCAGAUGUCAAUAGGACUCUUCCGUUUCAUAGCUGCGGUUGGAAGGACACAGGUUGUUGCUAACACAUUCGGAACUGCUCUCCUCAUUGCAAUUUAUGUCCUUGGGGGUUUUGUUAUAUCCAAAGAUACUAUUCCUUCAUGGUGGGUUUGGGGUUAUUGGGUUUCUCCAAUGACAUAUUCCCAGAAUGGUGUCGCCCUUAAUGAAUUCUUGGAUGAGUGAUGGAGCCUGCCAAAGAACGACAUGAACAUCAAUGCAGGCACAGUGGGGAAGGCCUUCCUUAAAUCAAGGGGAAUGUUUUCUGGGGAAUAUUGGUUUUGGAUAUGUGUAGGAGCUCUAGCUGGCUUUUCUUUGCUCUUUAAUGUUUUAUGUAUCCUAGCCUUGGGAUAUUUUCAAGCUCCUCGAAAGCGCCAAGUUAGUGCCCCAGUUCAAUCCAAUGACAAUGAGGAAAGUCUGUCUUAUGGCAUAUGUGUGGAUCAUUCAGCAACGACUUUGGGGGCUGGUGAGAGAGGCAUGGUGCUACCUUUCCAACCAUUCUCCCUCACAUUCACCCAUAUAAAUUACUAUGUCGACAUGCCAGCUGAGAUGAAAAAGUAUGGGGUUCGGGAGAAAAGAUUACAACUGCUCAAGGAUGUGAGUGGGUCUUUCAGACCAGGAGUUUUAACAGCAUUAAUGGGGGUAACUGGUGCAGGCAAAACCACAUUAAUGGAUGUACUGGCGGGAAGGAAAACUGGGGGUUAUAUAGAAGGAAACAUUAGUAUUUCUGGGUACCCAAAAAACCAGGAAACCUUUGCUAGAAUUUCUGGCUAUUGUGAACAAAUCAACAUCCAUUCUCCAUUUGUCACCGUCUACGAAUCCUUGCUUUACUCUGCAUGGCUUCGUCUCCCUCGACAUAUUGAAACCUCUACUCAGAAAAUGUUCAUGGAGGAGGUAAUGUGUCUCAUGGAAUUGAAACCAUUAAGGAACUCAUUGGUUGGUAUCCCUGGACUUUCUGGCCUAUCCACUGAGCAGAGGAAAAGGCUGACUAUUGCUGUUGAGUUGGUGGCAAACCCUUCGAUCAUAUUCAUGGAUGAGCCCACAUCUGGGCUUGAUGCAAGGGCAGCUGCCAUUGUUAUGAGGACGGUGAGGAACACUGUUGACACAGGCCGCACUGUGGUCUGCACCAUACAUCAGCCGGGUAUUGAUAUAUUUGAAGCUUUCGAUGAGCUAUUACUAAUGAGAAAAGGUGGGCAGGUCAUAUAUGGGGGACCCUUGGGUCAUUUCUCUCAAAAGCUGAUUCAUUAUUUUGAGGCUCUUCCAGGGAUUCCUAAGAUAAAGGAUGGUUACAAUCCAGCAGCUUGGAUGUUGGACAUAACUUCAUUUUCCAUGGAGACUAAUCUUAACGUGGAUUUUGCUCAAGUUUACCAUAACUCCUGUUUAUAUGGGAAAUACCAGCAAAUCAUAGAGGGAUUGAGUAGGCCUUCAACAGGUUCAAAAGACCUUUGUCUCGAUUGCAUGCAUUCUCACGGCUUCUUGACUCAGUGCAUGGCAUGCUUAUGGAAACAACAUUGGUCCUAUUGGAGGAACCCUGAACACAAUGCCAUCCGCUUCCUCAUCACAGUCACUGUAUCUGUUCUAUUUGGAACCAUAUUUAGGGGUGUUGCUUUGGACCUAAGCAAGCAACAAGAUCUCCUGAACACUCUUGGUGCAACAUAUGCGUCGGCUUUAUUCUUAGGCUUCACGAACACUACUGCAGUUCAACCCAUAGUCGGGCUGGGGAGAACAGUUUUCUAUCGUGAGAGAUCAGCCGGAAUGUAUUCAGCCAUGCCUUAUACCAUUGCUCAGGUGGUCAUUGAGAUCCCAUAUAUUGUGAUCCAAGUUCAAGUCUUUGUCUUGAUCAUAUACCCGUUGAUUGGUUUCUCUUGGAUGUUGGCAAAGUUCUUAUGGUUUACCUUCUUUGUACUACUAAGCGUCUUGUACCUCACUCUUUUUGGGAUGACGGCUGUAGCAUUAACUCCAACACAAGAGUUGGCCGCCCUGAUCUCCUUCUUCUUCUUUAUCUUAUGGAACAUUUUCUCUGGCUUUUUCAUUGCGAGGCCUAUGAUUCCUCUGUGGUGGAGAUGGUUUUAUUGGGUUAAUCCUGCAGCUUGGACUGUUUACGGUUUGAUGGUUUCUCAGUUGGGAGAUCGAACUGAGACAAUCAAUAUACCUGGGCAAGCAAGCCAGAGCGUCAAAGAGUUUCUUGAAGUUUACUUCGGACUUGAAGCUAAUUUUCUAGGUAUAGCUGUUGCAGUUCAGUUUAUCUUUAUUUUUCUGUUUUUGUUUGUUUUCUGUUUAUGCACCAAAUAUUUGAAUUUCCAGAGGAGGUGAUACUUCCUAAUCAUAUUCUUAUGAGUUCUACUUCUCUGAUGAAGUAUACAACUGCUUGUACCUUUACCUUAUUCUUAAAUUAUUAACUUGAGGUUCAACACGCCUUGCAGUUUCUGUAUGGCUU